UUAAGACAAUUACUACAAUUCAAGAUAUAAACUCACAAGUACGAAAUUUCUUCGCAUUUACAGAAAAAGGUGCCUAAGAUGAUAGGUGCUUAUUUAUUUUACGGUGUUCUUUCGCUGGCUGCGUCCGUUUAUUUAUACUUCAAAUGGAAGCACAGCUACUGGAAACGGAAGAAUGUGGACUACAUCGAGCCCGAAUUCCUCUUCGGUAACACCGGAAAUGUGUUAAAGAAGAAAGAACAUAAAUCCAGGUUAUACAAGAAGUACUACGAACAUUUUAAAUCUCGAGGCCAGAAAUUCGGAGGUUUGUACGAUUUUCAAAGACCUGUUUUGAUGGUCACCGAUCUGGAACUGGCAAGAAAUGUCAUCCAAAAAGAUUUCUCGCACUUCGUAAACCACGUGGCUUUUUUAAACGAGGAAAACGAUCCUUUGAGUGGAAAUUUGUUUAAUUUAAGAGACGAGAAAUGGAAGAAUAUUAGAGCCUUGUUAACACCAACAUUUUCAUCAGGAAAAAUAAAAAUGAUGUUUGAGACGAUGGUUAAGACAACCGAGGGCUUCGAAAAACUACUUGAUAAAAGUGCCAAAAUAAAUGAGCCAGUUAACAUUGGACCACAAUUAUUGUUAUUUACAACAGACAUUAUCGCUUCAGUGGCCUUCGGAAUUGAAGCGAAUUGCAUGGAAAAUCCGGAUAGCGAUUUUCGAAAAGUAUUCACUAAUGUAUUAGGAAGUUCCCCGUUACAACUAAUCAAGCUUAUUAUUGCCUUAUCACUCCCAAAAUGGUUACUGGGUCUACUGAAAGUGAGACUAGCCGAUCAAAAAAUUGGAAAUUUCUUCACCAAGGUGGUCACUGAUAUCGUUGAAUACAGGGAAAAAAAUAAAGUCUUCCGAAAGGAUUUCAUGCAUUUGUUGAUUCAAUUGAAAAACAUGGGAGAACUGGAAGACGGCGAAAAUCUAACUAAUUCAACGACAAAGAAGCAUCUUUCAAUUCCACAAAUGACGGCUCAUGCUGUAACAUUUUACGUUGCUGGAUUUGAAACAUCGUCAUCGACAAUGUCGUAUGUUAUGCUGGAACUUGCCCUGCAUCAGGACAUUCAAGACCGCCUACGAGAAGAGAUUCAUUCAGUUAUCAAAAAAUACGAUGGCAAAAUCACAUACGAUGGAGUUAUGGAAAUGGAGUAUUUAAACAUGGUCCUCCAAGAAUCAAUGAGGAAGAAUUCUGUGGCAACAAAUCUGUCAAGGAAUUGCAAUAAAGCUUACAAAAUUCCUGGAACCGAUGUAGUCAUUGAUCCAGAUACAGAAGUAAUUAUACCAGUACUAGGUUUUCAUUGGGAUCCUGAGUAUUAUCCGGAACCUGAAAAAUUCGAUCCUGAACGAUUUUCUCCUGAAAAUAAACAUAAGAUACCCAAUUAUGCCUAUCUGCCCUUCGGAGAUGGUCCUAGAUCAUGUAUAGGUUUAAGAUUUGGAAAAAUUCAAUCGCUACUGGGAAUAUGUUUCAUAGUAUCAAAAUAUAGAAUUACAUUGAACAACAAAACACAACUACCGGUCGAAUUGGAUUUAUCAAAACGAAUUCCCGCGGUGAGAGGCGGAGUGUGGUUGGAUUUGGAGAAGUUGUAAAAUUUAUUAUCAUAUUAUUCGACGUUACCAUUACAAGUGAUUAAAAUUUGUAAAUAAAAAAAAUAUAAAAAUGCGUAAUCUAGAUCAACAAUUUUAAAUCUGUAUUUGCUUGUUACAAUGUUGCAAUAAAGUCUAAUUACGG
Messenger RNA from Phyllotreta striolata, 1753 nucleotides. NCBI's taxonomy places the organism in Eukaryota, Metazoa, Arthropoda, Insecta, Coleoptera, Chrysomelidae. The record is from the annotation of a GenBank genome assembly.